This is a messenger RNA of Venustampulla echinocandica, 2487 nucleotides long. RefSeq lists its product as uncharacterized. Bases 1 to 2487 code for a protein of 828 amino acids. The transcript has a single exon. Gene Ontology annotation, molecular function: RNA binding. Gene Ontology annotation, cellular component: nucleus. Gene Ontology annotation, biological process: RNA processing. The record is from RefSeq and is a predicted model, not a curated record. NCBI's taxonomy places the organism in Eukaryota, Fungi, Ascomycota, Leotiomycetes, Helotiales, Pleuroascaceae.
AUGGCCCCGGAUGCUGACAAGAAGGUCGCCGAAUUCCCCGAUGUAGAAAACAAACUCCACGCACCAACGAAGAAAUCGCUCUUUGAGCGCCAGAAAGCAGAAGCAGAAGCUAAACGACUGCGCGAGGAAGCGGAAACCAAAGCAGUAUAUGAGGAUUUCGUUAAAUCAUUUGAUGAUGAAGAUGCAGCUGCAGGUGCCAGCGGAGGAUUUGGACGUGAUGAUCAUGGUGGGAGAUUUGGUGGUGGUGGGUUUGGGGGAGGAGGGAUAUCAGGCCCGCCAAAGAGACAUUAUACGCAGGGUGGUAUGGGAAUGGGAGCUGGCAUACCGAGUGGACCAACCACUGGGAGAGGCCAUGGGCCUGGAGGAUUGGGAGGCAGAGGGAUGGGCAGUGGGCUUGGGAGUUUAGGACCGCCACCACCCAGUCAGGGCAGGAAGCGACCCUCCGAAGGUUUCUCGCAGACGCCAGCGAAGAGAGAUAGAGAUGAUCGCGGUAUACUAGCCUUUGACGACUACGACCAUGAACAAGAUAGAACACCUGCGAAGGUGUUCAACACGUCCGAUGACGAGGAUGAGAGGAGCGGGACACAGGGUGGAGGAGAGGCUAGAGCCGUCCCGAAACCAACAUUGAGACUUGGCUCUUUACCACCUGGGACUUCGCCUGCCGUUAUAAAAGCGUUGCUGCCACCGAACCUGACAGUCGAUACAGUUAGGAUAUCAUCGAGCGCACCGGGGGCUUAUGCCGAGAGGAAAUCGAUGUCAGCCAUCGUUACGCUGGCGAAAGAUACAGCCGCGAAUGAUAUUGAUGCUGCUGUCAAUGCGUUGCAGAAUAGAUAUCUAGGCUUUGGAUACUAUCUCAAUUUGCAUCGGCAUCUUUCCUCGGCGGCCAUAUCGAGUCCUGCUGCUCCUGGUCUUGGAACUACUACAGCAUCACAACCAUUCGGCGCAAAGCCGGUCCCUGUAGCACCAGCCGGUCGGGGGCAUGCUCCUCCCCCUCAUCAGCAGCGAGGGUUCGCACCACCAAGCUCAUAUGGCCCGGGCCCGGGACCAUUGAAUCGAGGAGCUCCGCUACUCCACGUCCCUGUCCAAGCACCACGAGAUAUCAAGGAGUUGAAACUCAUCCACAAAGUCAUUGAGUCCCUCCUGAAACAUGGCCCAGAAUUUGAGGCUCUACUUAUGAGCAGACCAGACGUCCAGCGUGAAGAAAAGUGGGCAUGGCUCUGGGAUCCUCGAAGUACGGGAGGCAUCUGGUAUCGUUGGCGAUUAUGGGAAGUACUCACGGGAUCAACAACCCGAAGAGGCCAAGGGAAAUACCUGCCGCUAUUUGAAGGAUCAUCAGCAUGGAAAGCACCAGACCAGCCAUUGCCGUACGAAUACACCACUCGUCUCGAGGAGUUCGUGUCUGAUUCCGAAUAUAAUUCUUCUGACGAAGAUGAUUCUGGCGAUGAAGGUGCAAAAAGAUUGCACCAUAGUGGAGCGCCUCCGGAUACCAGCGUACUGACAGAUGACGGAAGGGCGUACCUGAACCCACUCGAGAAAGCCAAAUUAACACAUCUCCUCGCUCGACUCCCUACAAGCACGGGGCAGUUACGGAAAGGGGAUGUGGCCCGUGUCACAGCUUUUGCAAUAUCACAUGCUGGGCGAGGAGCAGAUGAAGUGGUUUCUAUGAUCAUAUCUAAUAUCGAGAAACCGUUUGCAUAUACAUCUGCAAAUCCCAAUCGACGGAAGGACAAAGAUCCAAGUGGCAACGAUGGCGCGGCUGUUGGUGAAGACGAGGAAAAGUCGGAUAUGAGUUCAGCAAGUCUGAUUGGCGUCUAUAUAAUUAGCGAUAUCCUGUCCUCAUCCUCGACUAGCGGCGUUAGACACGCAUGGCGCUAUAGACAACUCUUUGAAUACGCCUUGCGGCAACGGCAUGCCUUUGAAGGUCUGGGUAGAAUGGAGAGGAAGAUGAAUUGGGGAAGACUGAGGGCAGAGAAAUGGAAGAGGAGCGUAGGCAAUAUCCUUAGUCUGUGGGAAGGUUGGUGUGUGUUCCCACAAGCAAGCCAAGCGCAUUUUGUGCAAGUGUUUAAUGAUCCGCCUUUGACGCCUACGGAGGAAGCUGAGGCUAAGAAAAGGGAAGACGAGGACAAGGCUGCGAAGGGGAAGAAUCGGUGGAAGGCUGUGGAACAUGCGCCGGAGGAGAGAGUUAAGGAGCAGGAUGUUGAUGGUGUCCCUAUGGAGCAAGAUGAGGAUAUCGAUGGGGAGCCCAUGGUAGAGGAUGAGGACAUCGAUGGUGUACCUAUGGAGGAUAUUGAUGGGUCUCCUAUGGAAGAGGAUAUUGAGGACGAGCCGAUGGAAGAGGAUCCUCAGCCGGCUUCUACUACAUUAGAGCCUCCCCCUCCUAAGGAGCCAGAACCUGCGCAAGUAGAUGCGGCGCCUGUGGGCCAGCCUCGGAGGCAGCGUCCCAGGGCUGUGGAUAUGUUUGCUGAUUCUGAUGAGGACGGUAAUUAA